AUGAGUGGCUGGGGAAAUUCUGAACUGUGAGUAAUGUAGGGUGAUUCAUUUUUCCACAUAAAUGAAAUAAUGAAUGUUGCAGUUGGGCAGUUGCGUCUUUUUUUUUUAUGUAUAUGGUUUCUUUGGCGAUGUUGGAAUAUUACUAUGUUUGCGUUCAAUACGACUGCAGCAAAAUGCAAUGGCCAGGCAUCACAACGACACAGGAAAGCAUUAUUUAGGCUAAAUAUAAUUCAAAAGGGCAUUCAAGAGAGUCAUUGAGAUUUGAAAGCACUUUCAGAGGAGAGAUAGGAUCAUUUAUUUUUUUACCUUCAGUUUUGUUUUUUCUCACUUCUGAUUUUCUAUUUUUCUCUCUUAAGUGAAGUGACCACCAGGGAAGGAGAGAGGGUGGAAUUGCGUGUGCAGGACGAGACCAUGCUGGGGUGUGAGGGAGGGGCAGGGGUGCGGCGGUGGCUGACCCUGGUCACAGGGCUGCUGGAGUGCCUGUGUUUUGCGGGGGCCAUGUUCGGCUGGGCCUCCCUGGUGUUAGUCCUGAAGACAGAAGGCUACUUCAGCUACCUGUGUGUCAACAUCACCGGGGUCAAUGGAAUGCAAUUCCUAGGUCAGUGACUGAGACAACUCACUGUCCCGUUUGGAACACAUUCUCAAAAAAUUGUAUUUUUAUGAUUCACAGUAGAGCUUACAAUACAAAUAAAUAUCUCAUGCAUACACACACACACACACACACACACACACACACACACACACACACACACACACACACACACACACACACACACACACACACACACACACCUGUCCAUACUGAUAGCUCUCUGACUGCCUGUGUGUGUGUGUGUCAGACUGCAGUGGUCAAGAUGAACAGUUCUCCCUCAUCUUCACCAUCGCUUCCUUCAUGAACAACUUCCUGCUGCUGCCCAAUGGGUUCCUGUUCGACCGUUUCGGCACCAUGGUAGCCAGGCUGCUGGGAAUGUAAGUAUUUUUUAUAAACAUGUUAUAAAGCAUCACUAAGCUGCACAGGGUUCAUAACCUAUAUUAAACCAUGAUUGAUGGUUAGAUGUCAAUUGUAGUAACCAUAACAAUCUGGCAAGAGACAAUUGACAGAGAGAAUGCAAAACAGUCAAAUGCAGUGGUGUCACUAAAACACAGCUAAAUGAGCCUUGUCUUAUCUUAACUUGAGACUGUAACUUGACCUUUCACGCAAAUGUUCCAUUGAUCUCAACCAUUAAUUUGUGCUUAGCCUUGAGUUACCCGCAAGGAUUUGGCAUUACGUGAAGACAGUAUAUUAUAAAGUCUUGUUAAAAGUUAAAGAAUCUGUUCAAAGUUAAUGAGGCUUUAAUAAGUGCUUAAUCUCAUGGAAGUUGAGAUUUCUUUGUGUCUAGUCUGUGAUACCUAAUGUGAUUGAUUUCAUGGGUGUUAGACAGAGACCUUCAAAGAAGAACACAGUGCUAUGUAGCAACACUGUUACAAGAGCACUGUGUUCUUCUUUGUCUGUCUCUGUCUAACAGCCAUGAAAUCAGUGCAUGCUAGUAGCGUUUCAAUCGGUGACGUCACUCGCUCUGAGACCUUGAAGUAGUUGUUUCCCAUGUUUCCCACGGCUUUUGUGGAGCGACGGGUAACGGUGCUUCGAGGGUGACUGUUGUCGAUGUGUUCAGAGGAUCCCUGGUUCAAGCCCAGGUAGGGGCGAGGAGAGGGACGGAAGCAACACUGUUACACUAUCAAGCAGCCUCCAGCUGUUAUCGCCUUAGCCAUAACAGAGAACCCUCUGUCUGUCUCUCUCUUUACCACUCUCUCCAACAGUUUAUCUCUGUCUCUGUCUAUCUUUCUCCUUAGUUUUGGUAUCUAAGUGACGGUAGAAAGCAUGUGGGUGUACUCUCCAGUACUAAGUCACUCUUUCUCUGGCUGUCACAUCCUGGUAUUCGCCUUGGAGGGGUUCCCAUGUCUGAUCAUAAUAACAUGUGUGGAGUAAGCUCUGGGAGGAGCAAGGGAAAGGUGAAGUGUGUGUGUGUAUGUUUGUGUGAGUGAAAGAGAGAGAGAGAGAGAAAGAGAGAGAGUAGGCAGAAGGACACAAGAAAUAUAGUGACGGGAAAGAGAGCCCAAAGGAAAGUGGUGGGGCAGGGGGUGAGUUGUCUGGGCUUCUAGUUUCUUGUUGGAGUAGAUUGGACUCAGUGCUUAGUUAUCCAAGAGAGUGUGCAAGGCAGAGCCAGGGGGCGGUGUCUAUGGAGAGCACUGCCAGAGGUUAGGAAUGGAAACAGAGAGAGGGAAUGUGAAAUAAAUGGAGAAAGAGGACUGAAGUUGGACAGGGUGGUAGAGUGUGUGUGUGUGUGUGUGUGUGUGUGUGUGUGUGUGUUUGUGUCUGCGCUUGCCUGCUUGAAUUCACAUAAUGGUUGUGGUCACUUAUUCUUAUUCUCCAGAUCACUGUACACCACUGGUGCCUUGUUUGUGGCCUUUUCAAAUUCAGGUAAAAUCCUUGACUUUUCUAUAGUGUAAUACUAUUUGAGAAAAACAGGUUUGAUGGCACAGCUUACUCAAACACCUUGGAGUUUGAUACCAGUUUAUCAACAGUUGGAAGAUUGUUACACUUUCAUCAGCAAUUCGCAAGAUCUCAAGAGGGAUUAGUCUGUUCUUUAUUUCUCUCAGCUCUGUCCUCCCUCCUAUUCCCGGCGCUGUCCUUCAUCGCUGUGGGAGGCAUUUUGUUUGUGGUCACCAACAUGCAGGUCUGUUCUUUCAUAUUUAUUACCUCCUGAAUAAACAUCAGUCAUGUACACAACAGUCCUCAGGGUUCUGUCAGUAAACAAAGAGGACCAUGACUGAGAACACACCCUUGAUGUAACCAUGGACAACCUUGCCUUGGGUCAUACAUUUGCUUACGUUUGACUUGGGGUUUUGUCAGUCUGUGGUGUGUACUGAUGAGAAGCAUGAGACACUAAGACACAGAGGCUCAGCAAGUUACGUCUCCCCUCUCUGUGACUUCCUGUAGAUAGGCAACCUGUUUGGUUCCAAUCGCUCCACCAUCAUCACCCUUUACAAUGGUGCCUUCGACUCCUCCUCCGCCCUCUUCCUCAUCAUCAAGGUAACAUUGUUAAACACACCCACCCACAGAUGAUCAGUUGAUAGCUGUCCAUGUGUUAAUUAUGAUGAUGAUGAUGAUUCCAUCCCUCCUGUCUCUCAAGCUGCUAUUUGAGGUUGGGAUCUCUCUGCGUGCCUCUUUCCUCUUCCUGGCUGCGUGUGGCGUCAUCCACCUGGUCAGGACCUUCCUCCUGCUACCCAGAACACACAUCCCCUACCCCCUCCCUGAGGGCUACACCUACGGGUAAGAACACAUCCCCUCCCCCUCCCUGAGGGCUACACCUACAGGUAAGAACACAUCCCCUACCCCCUCCUUGACGGCUACACCUACAGGUAAGAACACAUCCCCUACCCCCUCCUUGACGGCUACACCUACAGAUAAGAACACAUCCCCUACCCCCUCCCUGAGGGCUAUACCUACGGGUAAGAACACAUCCCCUACCCCCUCCCUGAGGGCUACACCUACAGGUAAGAACACAUCCCCUACCCCCUCCCUGACGGCUACACCUACAGGUAAGGUGAAAAAUCUGUCGAUGUGCCCUUGAGCAAGGAACUUAACCCUAAUUGCUCAUGUAAGUCGCUCUGGAUAAGAGCGUCUGCUAAAUGACUAAAAUGUCAAUGUAAAUGUAAGAACACAUCCCCUACCCCCUCCUUGACGGCUAUACCUACGGGUAAGAACACAUCCCCUACCCCCUCCCUGAGGGCUACACCUACAGGUAAGAACACAUCCCCUACCUCCUCCCUGAGGGCUACACCUACAGGUAAGGUGACAAAUCUGUCAAUGUGCCCUUGAGCAAGGCACUUAACCCUAAUUGCUCAUGUAAGUCGCUCUGGAUAAGAGCGUCUGCUAAAUGACUAAAAUGUCAAUGUAAAUGUAAGAACACAUCCCCAACCCCCUCCCUGAGGGCUACACCUACAGGUAAGAACACAUCCCCUACCCCCUCCCUGACGGCUACACCUACAGGUAAGAUCACAUCCCCUAACCCCUCCCUGAGGGCUACACCUACAGGUAAGAACACAUCCUCUACCCCCUCCCUGGGGGCUACACCUACAGGUAAGAACAAAUCCCCUACCCUCUCCCUGAGGGCUACACCUACAGGUAAGAACACAUCCUCUCGCCCCUCCCUGAGGGCUACACCUACAGGUAAGAACACAUCCCCUACCCCCUCCCUGAGGGCUACACCUACAGGUAAGAACACAUCCCCUACCCCCUCCCUGAGGGCUACACCUACAGGUAAGAACACAUCCCCUAACCCCUCCCUGAGGGCUACACCUACAGGUAAGAACACAUCCCCUCCCCCCUCCCUGAGGGCUACACCUACAGGUAAGAACACAUCCCCUACCCCUCCCUGAGGGCUACACCUACGAAUAAGAACCCACAGAUUAAGACAGAAAAAAUCCACAGCACAGGAGCUGGACAGAAAAUACACCCAGGGAAAGAAGGGAAUACAUGUCUGCUCAGUGUUUGUUGCUCUUAGAAGAAGGUCCAACAAAUACUAGAGACCCCAGCACACCCCCUGUGGGUCUGGUCUGUCUGUCCUCCAUGUGUUGACUCUAACCAGUGUUGCCAUUACUUCCUGUGACAGGAUGAAGAGCUGUGGCCAGACCAAGACCUUCAGCCCGGAGCAGGCAGCAGCCAAUGGCAACGUGCAGAGUGAUGAUGUCAUGGAGGAAAUGCCUUUUAAUAAGGAGAGCGCCGAGAAAGGUGUGUAGAUUUAGGUUACCUUGAUAUCAGCUCUGGUUGUUCCCUUGUCCCAUAUAUUCAUGAUUGGUUGACCAUACAGACCUUGUUUACUACAAUAACAUAAUCUGUGUGUAUUUGUGACUGAUUUGACCUCCCUACCCCCUCCCCUUCCCAGUGGCUACUUUCUGGGAGUGUUUCCUGUCCAAGUUCUUCAUCUGGCACCUGGUGUGGCUAUCGGUCAUGCAGCUGAGGCACUACCUGUUCAUUGGCACCCUCAACCCCAUGCUGCAGAGACUGACCCAGGGAGAGCCCUCUCUGGGUAUACACACACACAACUGCCCAUUGACAGACAUUAUCGUACAGUCUUAACCGUUUAUAAAUAUCUUACUGAUGUUUAAUAAUGUAGACUUAAAGUGUUACCCUUUAUUUUAAAGUAACUGUCUAGUGUUUCCAGAUUUCUAUGAAAUAUGACCUAUAAUUAAUUACAAUAAUUGAAAUAGUUUUCCUUCCAAUUUUUUUUAAUUAAGUAUGUUAAAAAGCAGCUUUUCUGUGUUGGAAUGGUGUGGCGUAUAGCGGUCAUAAAACAUAUUAAUGUGUGUAGACCGCUGAAUGGCCAGCUCAUCCUUCUCAGGAGGAUGACAUCAUCCUCUAUUAGGAAAUAGCAAGCAUUUUUGAAACAGUCUGUUUGAGAUGGGUGUUUUUAGUGUUUUUAUGGCCACAAAUACGAGUAUAGGACAAAUCAACAACAUUAUUUGGGAAUGAGUUAACAUAAUAUGAAUUUUUUAAAGUGAGAUUUUCACUGGACAGUUACUUUAAAGUGUUACCCUUCUCUCUUUCUAAGCAUGUCCUUAUUCCGCUCUGUUUGUCCCUGCAGUGAGCACAUACACCAAUGCGUUUGCUGUGACCCAGCUGUGUGGGGUGCUGUUUGCCCCAUGGAACGGCCUCAUCAUGGACCGACACAAGGGCAAGCCCAGGACCCCAGGUACGAACCUCACCUACACACACUACUACAACCCCCCUACAACACACAUGUGAAACCUCACACACUCACAUUACAAACCAAACACACUAAGACCGUUUUUAGACCUGUACCAGCGUCGUCUUUCACAGGUCAUCAAAUAUGUAUUUCUCCAGAUUUUGUAUAUGUUUUUAUUAAAUUUGUAUUGCUCUGCUAUUAAUAUUUUUACUGUAGGAACAUUUGGCUUGAAGAGCCUCUGACUUUACAUUACUGCUCGGAGGGGGGUAAUUGAAAUGGUAGUGUCGGAGGUGGCGUAGAAAAGACAGAAUUGAUACGAGAUUUGCAUCUUCAAACUACUGAAAUAUGUGUAUAGGACGGUAUUUGUAAUGAUGCUCUAAACCAGGGUUCUUCAAUUCCGGUCCUGGAGGGCCGAAACACCUCUGUUUUUCAUCCUCUCCUUCUAAUCAGGGGCUAAUUCAGACCUGGGACACCAGGUGAGUGCAAUUAACUACCAGGUAGAAAUAAAAAACAGAAGUGUUUCGGCCCUCCAGGACCGGAAUUGAAGAACCCUGCUCUAAACUAACUUCCAACACCAGAUCUAUGAGAACUGCUGCAUUCUCUGACCCAGUAAUCUAACUAUGUGGGGGGCAGGGGAUGGGUGUAAAAUAUGCAUGGAGUUUGUACACACAACACUAAUCUUAUCUGUGUGUUUGUGUGUGUGGGUGUACGUCUGUGUGUGGGUACGUAUGUUUGGUGUGUGUGUGUUUGGUGUGUGUGUACAUACUGUGUAUGUUUGGUGUGUGUGUGUGUAGGAGUGAGUGAGAAGGAGGCAGACCUGCGUGCGUCAGUGCUCUCCCUGACCCUGACGGCGCUGCAGUGUGUCCUGUUCUCCAUCUGUGCCUCCACUCCCUUCCUCCCCCUCCAGUACCUCACCUUCAUCCUGCAGGUCCUCAACCGAUCCUUCCUCUACGGAGGCCAUGCAGCCUUCAUCAGCAUUGCGUGAGUCACACACACACACAAACACACACACACACAUAAACACACAAACACACACAAACACACACACAAACACACACAAACACACACACAAACACACACACACACACACACACAAACAAACACACACAUAACAUAAUGGAAGAGGAUAAUGGGAGCGCAGAUAGACGCCCACACCUUCUUUGUGUCGUACUUGUGUACUGAAGUAACAAAUCAAUUAAAUGAUCUCCUUUUCCUCCCCUCUCUUGCCUUCCUCCCUCUCUCUCUCUCUCUGUAUAGUUUUCCUCCCUGUCACUUUGGGAAGCUGUAUGGUAUGGUCAUGGCUCUGUCUGCAGUGGUUUCUCUGCUGCAGUACCCCUGCUUUAUCCUGGUCAAAGGAGUGCUGGGAGGAGACCCACUAUACGUGAGUGGAGCUACUGUUAUCAUAAUUACCAGAUAUACUACCUUUACCAUUGGCAGUGUCGGGGGAAGCAACUUUGACAAUAUAGUUUAACAAGUUACCAAAUACUUCACACUGGAAGAAGUUAAACUACACUAAAGCUACCCUUAAGAAAAAUAUAGUUGACUUAACUAAAGUUACUUUGUGAUAAAUUAUCAUAUCUAAAUUUGAAAUGUCAUAGACUACAAAUGGCAAGAACAAAUCACUCUGGAGUCAGAUGUUAACAGAACGUGUAAUUUAGCCUAUUAAACACAAAAACUGUUUCAAGAGAGAAGUAGGCAGGUCUGAUGCUGAAAAAUAAAGGAAAUUCCUGCCUACUUCACCCAUAUUUUCUUUUUGCAAACGUACUGUGUUGUUCCAGUAGUUAGCUACAGUGUCGGGGAGUAGUGAUGUAGUCCAACUACUAAUUAAACUACAUUUUCCAGUAGCUUGGUGGUAGCUGAACUAAAUUCAAAUCUUGGUAGUGUUUUCAGAUGUUCAUUACUUGUUUGCCAUGUAGCGGUGUAGCUAACUACUAGAACUACACACUACUUUUUUAGCAAAAAUAAAACACUGGCACCUUAGAGGCUGCUGCCCUAUAUACAUAGACUUGAAAUCACUGGCCACUUUAAUAAUGGAACACUAGUCACUUUAAUAAUGUUUACAUAUUUUGCAUUACUCAUCUCAUAUGUAUAUACUGUAUUCUAUUCUAUUCUACUGUAUUUUAGUCUACGCCGUUCCGACAUUGCUAAUAUUUAUUUAUAUAUUCAUAAUUCCAUUCCUUUACUUUAGAUUUGUGUGUAUUGUUGUGAAAUUGUUAGAUAUUACUUGUUAGAUAUUACUGCACUGUUGGAGCUAUAAACACAAGCAUUUCGCUACACCCGCAAUAACAUCUGCUAAGCAUGUGUAUGUGACCAAUAAAAUUUGAUUUUGAUUUGGUAGAGCUUUUCAGCUGGCAAAAACCUUUACCAUUAUGUUCUAAAGUAGAGUUAUUGCAAAGUGGUGACCCCAUCUCAUUUUCCCCACCUCCUCACUCUCUUUCUUCUCUCUCUUCCCUCUACAGGUGAACAUAGCUCUGACGUUAGUCAGCCUGCUGGCCUUCAUCCAUCCUGUCUGUGUCUACCUGCAUUGUCGUGGCCUGGCAGCCCAGAGGGGUAUACCCAAGGACUCCCCUUCCUCUUAG
This is a messenger RNA of Coregonus sp. 'balchen', 8305 nucleotides long. The record is from the annotation of a GenBank genome assembly. Lineage: Eukaryota; Metazoa; Chordata; Actinopteri; Salmoniformes; Salmonidae.